AUGGUGCGCGUGUCGGACGCCCGCAUGAGCGGCACCGCGUACGGCACGGUCGUCCUGCACUGCGCGCCCGAGGCGGCGGUAGGCGGUCCGCUGGCGCUGGUGCGCGACGGCGACCCGAUCCGGCUCUCGGUGUCGCGCGGCACGAUCGAUCUGCAGGUGGCGCCGGCCGAGCUCGAGCGGCGCCGCCGGGAGUGGCGGCCGUGGCCGCUGCCGGAGCGCGGCUGGGCGCGCCAUCGCCACGUCUGCUGUCGCCGACCGGGAGCGCCGUGCCUCGACCUGAUGGUGGCGGAGCGGGACGCGGCCGGCGAACGCGGAUAG
This is a messenger RNA of Geodia barretti, 318 nucleotides long. The record is from the annotation of a GenBank genome assembly. Lineage: Eukaryota; Metazoa; Porifera; Demospongiae; Tetractinellida; Geodiidae.